Prorocentrum cordatum is the source of this 369-nucleotide messenger RNA. The record is from the annotation of a GenBank genome assembly. NCBI's taxonomy places the organism in Eukaryota, Dinophyceae, Prorocentrales, Prorocentraceae.
AUGUUGCCAGAGGACGCGUGCGCGGCUUGCGGCCGCUUGCAGCCGAAGGAGCAGUGCAACAGCUGCACGGCGGUCUUGUACUGCGCCACCGAGUGCCGGCGGGCGCACUGGCCUGUGCACAAGAUAGUUUGCAGCCUCCAGUCUCAAAACUGCAGCUUCCAGAAUAAGCCUUCUGCACCAGAAUCACCUAACGUUACUGCUCGGCGGAUGCUUGUGACCCCGCAGAGCGGGCACCCACUGGCACUGGUGGCCUGCGCGCGCUGGCAGCCGCGGGCCGCCGGCUGGACGCGGAAGGCGCGUGGGCCUCUCAGCAGGCAGCUGAGACGACUGACGCUGCCGUGGCUCUUCCAUGUUUGCACAUUUUUCUAG